GUAACCAUGCAUAUAUCUAUAAGCCACAAUUAAGCCAAGUCAGAUAACUUGAAAAUAAGAAGUGAUCGAGAAAAAAGGUCGUGAAUUCAGUUAUCAUCUUCCUAUCUUGUAUAAUGGAUCAUCGUAGUGCAUGGUCUAAGAGUUUCUGGACCUUAUUCUUAACUACCCCGCUCUCGGUAGGUAGCUUGCCGUAUAAUCGGGAGGGGCCGGUAAUAGGCUUCUCCUCAUAAAUGGGGCAUGUCAAGGUUGCAGAAGGAUCGUAUUGAGUUUUGAGAUGGAAGUUUUCUAUACAUAACUCGAGUUGCUACUCCAUCUAGUCGAAUCAUAUUGUCGAGUCCAAGGCGAUAUCCCCUCCCUUUUCGUGCGAAUAUCAUAUUACACACGAGACUAUACUCCAAAAUGCUGCAAGGGUGUGUGCUGAAGAACAUAUUUAUCAAGAAUGAAGGCCCUAGCAUAGGGGCUUGGCAGACUCUGCCUGGCCAGAAUGUUUCGAGAAUACUGGCACGCACCGGUUUCGACUGGGUGAUGGUUGACUGCGAGCAUGGAAACAUGGAUGACGCCGCAAUGCACGAGGCCGUCCCAGCUAUCGCUAGCUGUGGAGUUAGCCCUCUCGUGAGGAUUCCAGAUAUGCAAGGCUGGAUGAUCAAACGAGCCUUAGAUGCAGGGGCACAUGGCAUUCUGGUCCCUCUUCUCCGGUCCGCUGAUGAAGCCAAAAGAAUCGUCAGCGCAGCCAAGUUUCCGCCCCAAGGCCAGCGUGGGCUCGGGUCGCCAUUCUCUAUGGAACGAUUCAACCCGGUGCCAACCAUGACGGAGUAUCUACAGCAAGCUAACGAAUCGCUCCUGACGAUGGUCCAAAUAGAGACGCAAGAGGCACUUGAUGCCGUCGAAGAGAUAGCCGCCGUCCCAGGAAUUGACGUUCUCUUCGUGGGUCCUUUUGACCUAGGGAAUAAUAUUGGUCAUCCUAUACUGAACGGCGUCAUCAAACCUGAGUUAGAGCAGGCAAUUGACCGGAUCCUAGAGGCAACUAAUAAGGCAGGGAAGAAGUGCGGUUUCUUCGCCACGGGCGGAGAACAGGCUAAGCAGUAUGCCGAUAAAGGAUUCCAUAUGAUUAGCGUCGCACUUGACGCGACACUGUUGCAGGCAUCGCUGGGCGUGUCGUUAAGCACUGCUCGAGGGCAGCAGGCACCAAAACCCGGUGGAAGAUACUAGGGAUAUCUCAUUGCCGUACAGACAAAAAAGGGCGGUGGAAUUUCUUGUCCUUAAUAUGAGUAGGAUCAUGAACCGAUAUACCCAGAGCUAUAAGUCCUUAUAACGAAGUUUGUACAUGAGCAAUAUCACUUAGGUGUCUAUGCCUUUAUCCCAUCCUGAGCUUAGCUGCUUUGUGCUUUCUCGACGAGAUCCAUUUUGUCUUUGACUUGGUCAGCAGUGAACCGGUGCAUGAGUUUGACUGCUUUUGAGGCGGACUGCGGAUGCUCCUCUGGGGCCGAAGACUUGCUGAUGUGAAUUACAGGGACAUCAAAUUCAUAGAGAUCUCGCCAGCUAGGCUUAACAUCUGACUUGAUGAUAUCAAUCUCGCUGAACUGAAAUGGCCGGGAAUCCCAAACAUCGGACAGAACUGAUCUGGCUUUGGUACAGAGUCCACAGUUUUCACGCGUGAACAGCGUGAUCCUACAGGUCUGAAGCAAUCUGCACGUAGCGCGCAUUUUGAAGUCCAAAGUAAAGCAGUUUAGAUUGGAUGAGAUUUGGGUUAUUUAAGAAGAAGAAAAUAGAUGGUACGAUUAACAUAUUUAAUCUCAUGUUAAGCCACCCCAAUAGGUGCUAGGAUAUAGAA
Molecule: messenger RNA, 1831 nt
Organism: Daldinia decipiens
Lineage: Eukaryota; Fungi; Ascomycota; Sordariomycetes; Xylariales; Hypoxylaceae
Product: Phosphoenolpyruvate/pyruvate domain-containing protein
Exons: 6
Coding region: 400-1209 (269 amino acids)
Cellular component (GO): cytoplasm
Molecular function (GO): aldehyde-lyase activity
Source: RefSeq, a predicted model, not a curated record